This is a messenger RNA of Plectropomus leopardus (leopard coralgrouper), 4198 nucleotides long. RefSeq names its product low-density lipoprotein receptor-related protein 8. Gene Ontology annotation, biological process: receptor-mediated endocytosis. The record is from RefSeq and is a predicted model, not a curated record. Gene Ontology annotation, molecular function: protein binding; calcium ion binding; hormone binding. NCBI's taxonomy places the organism in Eukaryota, Metazoa, Chordata, Actinopteri, Perciformes, Serranidae. Gene Ontology annotation, cellular component: plasma membrane; signaling receptor complex; apical plasma membrane.
UAUUAGAAACACCUGUAAACUGUUGGAUGACAGGACGCUCUGAUGACAUACUCUGAAAAAAAAAACAGACUCAACUCUUGCGUCAUAUUUCCGCGCCGUCGGCGUGCAAUGCAGCUGCGGAGGACAUCAAGCAUGGGACACCUUGGACGUCUGUUUCUUCUGCUCGCGCCUCUAACCUGGUGUUAUAUUUUGGGCGCUGCAGGUCACUCUCUGCCCGCCUGCCGCGAGCAGCUGGAGUUCAGGUGCAGCGAUGGCUCAUGCAUCCUCAGGCUGAGUGUGUGUGACGGACACACAGACUGUGAGGACGGAUCAGAUGAACUCCACUGUAGUCACCUGAGGUGUAAGAAAAAUGAAUUUGCCUGCCACAGCAGACGUUGCAUAUCUACACAUUUACGUUGCAAUGGCAUGGAUGACUGUGGCGACGGGAGUGACGAAGCCUCCUGCCAGAACUGCACUGCCGCCGGCUUCUUCUCCUGCGGGCUGUCUGACACCUGCCUGCCCAGAAACAAGCUGUGUGACGGGCGAGCUGACUGCAAAGAUGGACGGGACGAGUCUCAGGAGUUGUGCGGUUUGUCUCAGCCCAGCCUGCAGACUUCUCCCGCGUGUAAGGCGUCUGAGUUUCAUUGUGGAGACGGGCAGUGCAUCCGCCAGACCUGGAGGUGUGACAACUCACGAGACUGCUCUGAUGGCAGAGACGAGGACAACUGUGAUCAGGACGAGUGUAAGGUCAAUAAUGGAGGCUGCUCUCAUCUGUGUCUGGACCAGCCGAUGGGUUUCCACUGCGGCUGCCCCGACAGCAUGAAGCUGGUCGGGGACAGCCAGUGUGAGGAGAUCGACACGUGCCUGGAGAGCGAUGUGUGUGAUCAGCUGUGUGUUCACGUGAACAAUAGCCUCACCUGCGACUGCCACAAAGAUUACCAGAUGAAUCCAACAACCGGAGAGUGCAAGGCCAAAGGGGACGAGGCUCAGCUGGUUUUCACCUCUUCUAAAGGAAUGCAUUGGAUAAGCAUGACUGGCACUAAAUACAAGGAGAUGGUUCCACAUUUACCAGGACCAGGGCCAGUGGCGGCUUUGGCCUUUGACCGAACACUAUACUGGGCCAAACAAGGCUCCAUAUACAGGGUCUCUACGGAUGGAGAGCCACAGAAUUCAUUGGUGCUGAAAGUUCAAGGUUCAUUGUCGGGCCUGGCUGUGGACUGGAUCCACCAGCUCCUCUACUGGACCAGUGAGGAGAGCAGUUCUGUUAAUGUUGGCCUGUUGGACGGUUCGACCUGGCGUCAGCUUAUCACAGGACUGGAAAAACCUUCUGCAGUGGCUGUGGAUCCACUUCAAGGGCUGUUAUUCUGGGCUCAAUGUGGUAAUUCGCCGAAGAUUGAGAGAUCUAGCUUGGUCGGUCGAGACAGGAGGGCUCUGGUCACUUCCUUAAUACGCCACCCUGUUGCUCUCUCUCUGGAUAUGCCUCGUCAGCUGCUGUACUGGGUUGAUCGGGGAAUGAGAAUUAUCUUUAGAGUAAAUCUAGACGGCCAUCACCGUAAAGCAGUUGUAGAGUCCAAUGGUUAUCUGGACCGACCCUUCGGACUCGCUGUGUUUGAGGGUUUUGUGUACUGGAGUGAAGAAGCGACGCGCUCCAUCUGCCGAGCCAGCAAACACAACGGCGGCAACUUCCAAGUACUGCUGUCAAACGUCACCUCCCCAGGUGGUGUGGUUGUCGUUCAGCCUGUUCUCCAACCAAACGGGCCGUCUGUUUGCGGACAUACGGGGGCAGUGUGCCAACACAAGUGCGUCAUCAACUUGCUGUCUUCGAGUCCAGAGUUCAGCUGCACUCCUCCAGAAAAAGGACAAAACAGAUCUCAAGAAAUUCCCUCCAUCUCUCGCACAGUUCCUGUAUCAACUUUAUCUGACCCCACCUUUGCUGGGAUCCUCUCUCUUACCAUGUUUCUUAGUGUGUUACUUGUGGGAAUGGCUCUGUGGUGGUGGAGAGAGGAGUUCAUGACAUCCAGGUCUCUCACUGAACAGAGCUUCUCUCUCAAAGAGUCCCAGGAUCUGCUCAUCAUCCAGGAGCCACACACUCGUCCAAACGCAUGUCUGGUCAAGGAAACUCUGCUUAAGCUGGACUUGGAAGGUGAGUGAAGGAAGGUGCGACACAGAUGGCCACCUGAUGACCUUGCUUCCCCUGGUGCUGUUUCAACCCCCGCAGUGACCUCCGGGCCGACAGGAUGACAAGACAACAAACCCAGCUCAGCACCCUGUUGUGUCCCAACUCACUCUGCAGGCUAAACUCACUCCAAAAAUAAUGCAGUGGUAAAUAUCAGAAUUCAGAUGGGGGAAAGGGUUUCAAAUAGUAACUUCUGUUUUGAAGAAGUUUAAUUUUUAUCCCUCGUUGCUCCAGAAUUUAUCUCUUUUUGUUCAUUUAUGCUCUAUUGAGCAAGUGUAGCUUUGAAUGUCAGCACAGAUUAACUCUCACGUAUGUCGCCUUAUUUUUCAAAUCCGGUUAUCAAGCUUUUUCCCCAGGACAUUACCAGUUAAGUUACAGCUGUUGGUGAGUGGAAAAUAUGAUCUGUUCGUAUGAUCGCUCAGGGAACUGGCGAAAAUGUAAUCUGCGACUAUUUUGAUAGUUCAUUUACAUAGUUUCAGCUUCUGCUUUUCUUUUUUUAAUCUAUGACUGUAAAUGAGACAAAACAAGCACUUAGGAGACAUUUGUCACUACUUUGAGAUUUUACAGACCAAAUGACUAAUCGAUUGAUUGAAAAUAAUUGUUGCAGUCCUACUGUAGUUUUUUAGUUUGUGGUUUAGCUGCACUCUCUCUCUCUCAUUUCAUUUUAGUGCAAUCAAAACUAUACUUUUGCGAUAUUAUAGACUAUAUUUACUUUCCAACAUCAGAUAAUAUGAAUGAGUUGACUAAAAACUGGUGUACCACUGAUUUACACAACUUGCCAAAAAUUUGCAAGGCAGGUGUAGAGCAACCCUAAUCCCCUAACCCUAACCCAAAUAAGAAAAAUAUACUUGGGUUUAAAUAUUAUGAAAGACUUAAAUAUCAACAGGGUUUGGGAUAUGCACAGUUAUUGCAACGCUGAGCUUUUUAAGAAGUUAGUUGAAGGAAUGAAAGUGGGAGGCAGUGUUCGUACAGUCCAAAAAGUCUGCCACUGCUUGGAAACGUAGAAAAACUCCUGGCACAAGCGACAGCUGUUCACUUUUCCAUAUUUUGACAGAAUGAAAGAAAUGUUAUGGCAUCUUCAUCAGAGUAUGUAUGGCUGCAUGUUAGAAUAUUUAUGGAAUUUUCAUUUUCAUUAGCCAUUUAAACAGCUUCAAGGAAUAUUGUCUCUUUAAAAAUAAGGGCAAAACCUGCAAUAUUUUGUUAAUGUAAAUGUAGUCAAUGUCAUCCCAAGAGGGUUGGUACAAUGCCUUUUUUCAGACCAGUUAAGUUUUGAGAGUUUUAAUCCAGUGUGCACACUCUAUUUUUGCUUUAUUUAAUCUGUUAUCCUGUGCCUUACCUACUGUAAUUGUGGGACAGGAUGUGCACAACCACCUGUAACAUAUACUGUACUAACUAGCAAAAGUUAAAAAGCUGACUGCGAUAAUUACUUGCUGCUUAAAUUCAUAGUGUCUCUAUGCCUUCUGAUGCUUCAUUUGAAGUGGCCUUUAAAAGUUGAAUCAAUAGAACAAUGCAGUAAGUUUGAUUCUCAGUGAUGACAUUUGCAAUAAACACAUCUGAUAUUGUGGCACCGUAACAUCUUAAAUCAUCCAUCAAAUAACUGUAAGGUACAGAUGUCCUCAGUGAGACUCUUUUUACUGAAUACCAGACUACUGCUGUUUUUGGCUCUAUCAGCAAAAAAAUACCACAAAAUCUAGAUUGAUCCUCUUUUAUGUCUCUUUAAAUGUCUGAAGAAAUGAUCUGGUGUAAUAGUCACGUGUUGUUUUGUGAGCUGUUUCCUGGAGGUUUGCUGUUGUGCACAAAACCUUGUUAGUGCUGGAGUGAAGAUUUGGUUGAUUGAGCCUGCCUUGUUUGAAUUCAGUCUGCUUGAGUUAUUUUGUUCUUUCAGUCUCAAAGAAACAUUUAGGUCUGUCGGAUCGAUAAAAAUCCAUCAGCAUUCAUUGAGGGACGGGUUCAGUAAGUGGGUGUGCUCAAACUGCUGAGUUUGUGUGGUUGGUAUUUAUUUUUAAGGAUGGGUUGUAUUUAUUUUGGACAGCAUUACAGAAA